Funneliformis caledonium is the source of this 366-nucleotide messenger RNA. NCBI's taxonomy places the organism in Eukaryota, Fungi, Glomeromycota, Glomeromycetes, Glomerales, Glomeraceae. The record is from the annotation of a GenBank genome assembly.
AUGGAACAAAUUUCAAAUUUAAGUAAACCAAAAUAUCUUUCUACGCUCAAGUUGUUUUUUAAAAAUCUGUCAAAUGAAUUUUCAUCUCAAGUUUUACGAGAUUCAUUGGUUCGUUUGGCAGAUCCCACUCCAUUUGAUCAUUAUUCAAGAAAAAGUAUGGCAAUAUUAGAAUUACAUUUACGAAUGUGGCAAAUUGUUUUAGAACGUAUAUGCUUUUUACUCAUGCGCCUUAGUAGAGAACUUCGUGAAAAUGUUUACUAUUCUUUGGCAGUGUUUGCAGAAAUUCACAGGAAAACAACCCGAGUAGUACAAGAAAGAGUUGAUAAUAAUUAUAGAUAUGAAUUUAACCAAUUCAAUCCACAAUGA